CACUGUGCGGAUGUAUUUGGGUCAAAACAAGAGGAAGCGUUUCUCUGGAAAGAGAGUCCUGUCUCGACUACUAUGUGGGUUCAAGUCCGCGUAAUAGGCCACUUAUGACAAGUCAGGUGUUGCAAGUUGCCUUCUGCACCGUACAUUAAGCAGCACAAGCAGUGGAGUACGACUGGUCGCUAUAGGGCCACAGUCACAUGCUCUCAUUCCUGCUUUAGUUUCUCUUGAAUGGGAUCACGUCAGCGCGUCAGAGCGCACGGACGGUCUCUGAGAGUUGGCUGCAGACGCGCACUGAGGCUGCAGAAGGACGGAGCGAGCGCGGUGAUGGCUGAGUGACAUUUGAGGGCUGUGUGUGUGUGUGUGUUGCUUAUUUGACAAGAUAGUGAGCUUUGAGGAGACCCUGCGUGACAUGGACCUGACCUUACUGCUCUUUAGAGUGUUUGUUUUACGGACAUGGAGACCGGACACCGUUUGGAUGGACUUUACGCCGUGAGUUCGGUUGGAGGCUAUGGGGCAUUUAUUCUGAAAUAUAAAAUCAAGCAACAGCAUCCGUGGAAGAGGUGAGUUGUGUGGUUCGGAUUAAGCGAUUUUUUUGAUGCACAUGUGGUAAUGUGUGACUGUUAGUUGGUCAUGCUUUUAUAACACACAGAAUGCACUCCUGAUAAAAUCAUGCUCUGACAACUGACAAAAUCAGAUCUCUCAUAUGACACGAUGCAAUCCGUUAUAGGAGCUUACAUGAACAAAACAAAAAUACCUAAAAACAAAGAUUAAGUGUUGCUUUUUUAAAACGAGAACUAUUAUCAAAAUGAGAACAGUCAUAUCCAACUUAAUACAAUUCAUUUCUUUAAUCCACAGGGCUUCUGAUGGUUUUAGUAAGCAGGCAAAGGGAUCCUGUAUUACAGCAGUUUGAGACCUACAACAGAGGAGUUCAAGGUCUCAUUAUUGUACCAAGGAUUUAAGUUACAUCCGUCACUUCAAAACUGCAGCUCAAAUGAUGUCAGAAGUAAUUUGCAAAGUCAGGAGGCCAAUGUCAAACCAAGAGCAGGUUUGCCUCACAUAUCGCCUCCAUCAACAUUCAGUGGAAGAUACAAAGGGUGGGAUUUUUUUCACGCCUGGGCACAGGAGCCCCCUAAAUUCUAACCCUGUGGAUAUAAUGUAGCAGGACAAGCAUUUCUCCAGUGACACAUAUUUAGGAAUGGAUCGCAUGAACCUCACAACUGUCAUCGACUCUGGAUUUCUGGAUGAGGCUUCGUCCAGUCGCGUUCUAACCGGCUGUUUCCUCUCACUGCUCAUUCUCACAACCUUGCUGGGAAACACACUAGUUUGUGCUGCUGUCACCAAGUUUCGACAUCUGCGCUCCAAGGUGACCAACUUUUUUGUCAUCUCACUUGCCGUGUCGGACCUCUUGGUUGCCAUAUUGGUGAUGCCAUGGAAGGCCGUGACAGAGAUCGCUGGGUUCUGGCCAUUUGGCUCUUUCUGUGACACCUGGGUGGCUUUUGACAUCAUGUGCUCCACAGCGUCCAUUUUGAACCUUUGUGUGAUAAGCUUGGAUCGCUACUGGGCCAUAUCUAGCCCGUUUCGCUAUGAGAGGAAGAUGACACCCAGGGUUGCCUAUGUGAUGAUCAGCGUGACCUGGACACUAUCUGUGCUCAUUUCCUUCAUCCCAGUGCAGCUCAACUGGCACAAGGCCCAAACGAAAUCCUUCACUCCUCUCACAGGGUCACCUGGUUCUUCAGGUUUUAACAGUACAUCACAUCGUGGGCCAGAAAACUGUGACUCAAGCCUGAAUAGGACCUACGCCAUUUCCACCUCUCUCAUAAGCUUCUACAUCCCCGUGGUCAUCAUGGUGGCCACAUACACCCAGAUUUAUCGUAUCGCCCACAGACAAAUAAGAAGAAUCUCUGCCCUGGAGCGAGCAGCGGAAAGUGCAAAGAACAGGCAUGACAGCAUGGGUGGAGGUUCCAGCAUUGCAGAAUCAGAGAGUUCAUUCAAAAUGACUUUUAAGAGGGAAACCAAGGUGUUGAAGACAUUGUCUGUGAUCAUGGGGGUGUUUGUUUGCUGCUGGCUCCCUUUCUUCAUCCUCAACUGUAUGGUGCCGUUCUGUGAGAAGUCGGGCGGAGGGGAAGCUUUACCCUGCAUCAGCCCCACCACGUUUGACGUGUUUGUGUGGUUCGGCUGGGCUAAUUCCUCCCUCAACCCCAUCAUCUAUGCCUUCAAUGCAGAUUUCCGCAAGGCCUUCUCCAUCCUGCUGGGCUGCCACAGACUAUAUCCAGGAGGCCACAACAUAGAGACAGUCAGUCUAAACAAGAAAUGACUCAUGACUCUCUCGCAGCACUGACUCAUCCUUUAUGCUAAGAGUCUGAGCGUUCCUGUGCAGGCCGGUUUGAUCGACUUCAAACGAGGAUGCUGCUCUCUGUGUGACUCUAAGUAGAACUGACGGAUACGGUAACCCUAUAUGUACCUGUGUUUGCAUUAGGUGAGUGGCCUGUUUCCGAGCAGGCAAUCGGAGCGAGCUUGCUGUGCUCAUCAUGGUGGAUACUCUGUCUUUCUAACCGAAGAAGCUCCUGAAAAAGGAGAGAGGAUUUUGGGGAUUGAGAUUAAGACUGUGUGCUGUUGUGCCAGGGCGCAGGGAGCACAGCGGUGCUGACACGCCCCUGGGAGAGAUAAUCCCAUGACUGGGCAGCAUACGACCUAAUGCUGUCAGACACUGCUCUCUUCAAUACCAUCACACACGAACGCAAACACAAACACUGUUGAAACAUGCUCAUCCCAAUAGUGUGUAAGCGCUGCACCCAGCAUGCACACUCCAACAAAUAACAUGACAGCACGCAGACAUGCUGUUGCUCAUUAGAUUAACAUUGUGUGCUCUCCUGCAGAAAAGCAUCAAACCAAAUCAUGUUUACACGGGAAUAAAAAUGUAGGUAGGGUUCUCCACGUGUGAUUUAAUAUUCAAGGAAGAAGGAAAACAGACUCGGUUUGUAUCCUGAUUUAUCCUUUAGUGUUUUAUUUCAAACUGACAGAGUAAAGGAUGAAAAUGUGAUAUCAAACUGCUUUUGGAAGUGAAGUUGAGUGAUGGUACUUUUCAUAGUGCAGGUCGUAUCUCAUUGCUAAUGCUGGUUCAUGAUUGUUAUUUAUAACCCAUCUAAAUGUCCAUUCAUCAUGACUUUAUGCGAUGUUUAUUUAACAGAUAUCUCAUGAAUUAUUUAAAAGUUGUUGUUGGGGGUCUUAUGAAAAGACCUAAACAGGCUUGUGGUGUCUUUGGCUGCUUACUUAGAGACUGAUUCAGGGUUGCAUUUGACUGCAAAGUGUGUGCUUAAUUCAGUUUUUAUUUGCCGUUGAAGAAAAUUAUUAAAGGAUGGUUUAGGAUAAAACUGGGACUUAUUUUUUGUUGUUGUUCAGUUAAAAAUUCUGCCGGUUUUUAUAAUAUUGUGGCCCUUAAGAGAUUACUGAAAUUUGGGAACAGAGUCUUAUCAUGUUUCUUUCCCUGUUGUAUUUCAGUGUUAGAAGAUCGCACGAGGUGUAAAUGAAACCUCCAGUUUAGACCCAUUAUUUAGGCCACUCGAGUCAAAGACAAAACUGAAAGAAAGCACAUCAGUAAUCAUUCUUGUUCACACGACUGUGCAAAGUAUAAGUUCUGCCAUUCUGAAAAAGUUAAGCUCAUUCUCAGUAACGUUUGAUGAACUCUCUGUCUGUGCUGCCUGCCUUGAGUGACAAACCAAUACCACUGAAAUGCAGUUGCGUUUUAAAAAUGCAUGAAACAAGCGUACUCGUCCUGAGGACUUUCCACAUCAAAAAUGCCUCCCAUUCUCACAUUACAGCUUGCUUGUUUUCUGCAUUUUGUGUUAGUAAAAACGACAAGAGCCUUGUUUACUGAGGGCGGUGAAGUAUGGACUGACAGCACAUCUCGUUGAAGCUCUCAUGGAAGUUAAAGAUCAUGGCUAAUGCAGUUAUACAUUCUGAUUUUUUUUGCUAUGACGGAAAGAAAACAAAAUGUGUUUUUCUUAAUGAUUUCCCACAAUAUAAUCCAACCAGAGAGGUCAGAACAGUUCACCAACACUGAAUUAGGAAGUUCCUCUGUGUACUGUGAUGUGUUUACAUGGAAAGACUGCAACAACUCUCCCAGUUCAGUAUGAGUUUGACAGAGCUAAGGGUUUGUUUGACACUUUUGGUUAAUAAAUGGAUCCCAUAUCUCAUCAGACAUCUGUAAAGCUGCCUCAUACAUGUCCCCAGAUUUCAGCACUUAAAGCAGCUGGACUGACAAAAUGAGAGACAUGUUUAUCAGCUGUCCUACCUGUCUUCUUUGAAUGUCUGUCACAGAUGACAGGACUACAAAGAGAUUACACAGGGUUAAAAAAUAGACACAGAACCCUGGGAAAUCUACAGACUUCAACAAGGAAACUUGGGAUAAACAAAAAUGGACCAAAUAUUUCUAUCUGACCAUUUGAGAUGCUUGUUCUCUUUGUUUUGUUUCUCAUUUUGACAGAGUUGGGCUUACUCUUUUCUCCACUAUUUUGGGGCUGAAGCUUUAUAUUAGAUGGAUAGAUGUAUAUUGCUUGGCAGAAAAAUACACAUAUUUGUCCAAAAGUCAACCCCAUCGUUUGAUUCAUGACUAAAAUAAGCAGCUUAAACUUUGAUCGCAAGUCCAACAAGGUAGAAAGUAAUGAACCAUCAACAGUUACUUCUCAUUGCUGACCGCUUUUGUGAGAUGGCUGCAGCUGAAAUCUAUGACACAAAGGAAACUUGUAGGCGUUUGUACUUGACCGAACGAAUCUCUGAAUACAUGACCUUGCAGCAAAUGCAAUCAGGAAAGUUUGUUUAAAAAAUUUCUGCUGUAUCGAAUUCUUCAUUAUUUGUCCUUUUAAUGGUAAAAAUUCACUGUGUUGUGUGUUACUGCUUGCGCUAGGAUGAACAGCUUUGACCCCAACAGAUCAAACUACCAAAAGCAGAUUUCACACCAAUGUUUUAAGAGUUAAAAUUAACUUGACCGGCAGUGUCUCACAACUAAAAUCUCACUCUUGCAUAAUGAGUGUGGAGUUCAUGUGUCUGUUCAGCCUGGUGAUGUAUUGGUAUCAUUAGCAGAAUGAAAGAGCCAAUCUGGAGGUCUGAAUAGCUCAGAAUAAUGGGAAGAUCAGUGACUGGCUCCUCUUUUUCAUUCAUUCAUUUUCAUAAUACAAUGAUUGACUUAACUCUUUAAAAUAAUUACUUUAGAUAAAUGCUUGUCCUCAGCUAAACCAGAAGACGGGAGUGACUGUAAAUUUAAGCAGCUCUUACACUGAGGGGGCUUCUUUCAGGAGAACCUGCACACCCUCCUCUGUUUAGAUGCCUGAAUGAGAGCGAGGACACUAGUGUAUAGUUUAAAGGGAUAUUCUGGUGUAAAAUUGAUUUAGGGUCAAACACACCGUAUCACUGAGUUAGACACCCCCUCCUGAGAUGAAUGUUGCCGACCACUUGCUUCUCUAGUUAUACCAACUU
This is a messenger RNA of Xyrichtys novacula (pearly razorfish), 5472 nucleotides long. The record is from the annotation of a GenBank genome assembly. NCBI's taxonomy places the organism in Eukaryota, Metazoa, Chordata, Actinopteri, Labriformes, Labridae.